CCCCACGGUGCUGCCAUCCCCAGGAGUACCGCAGCUUCGACCGGGUGAAGGUGGACGGCACCGCCACGCUGUUCCUCCGCACCCACAUCCCCACCAUCAACAUGAGGAACCACACGGUGCGGUUCUCAGUGGAUGUGGACUCGGAGCUGACGGAGGAGCAGCCGCCGCAGGUCGCACUGUGGUUGGUGUUGGUGGCGGCGGCGGCGGGGCUGCUGCUGCUGGGGCUGAUCAUUGUGCUGCUGUGGAAGUGCGGUUUCUUCCGACGGGCCAGCACGCGUGCAAUGUACGAGGCCAAGGGGCAGAAGGCGGAGAUGCGCAUCCAGCCGUCGGAAACCGAGCGGCUGACGGACGACUACGUAACGGGGUGGGGGGGAAACGCAGCCCCACUGCCCCCCCCGGCGCCCGCGCCGCCCGCCCGGUAAUGCCCCGCACCCGCA
Messenger RNA from Meleagris gallopavo (turkey), 437 nucleotides. NCBI's taxonomy places the organism in Eukaryota, Metazoa, Chordata, Aves, Galliformes, Phasianidae. The record is from RefSeq and is a predicted model, not a curated record.